UUUUUGCAAGACAAUUUAUAUAGAUACUGUUAUAUAGAAACUGGUUUAUUGCGUUCGUUACAUCACGAGGAAAAGAUGAAAAUCAAAGCAUAUAACGUAUAUGAGCUGGAGCACUAGUAUCUAAUCGGCAAAGGAUAACUUUAUCCAACUUGCGGCGUGGAUUUGUUGACCAAUCUGCGAGUAAAGAGCGACACAGAAACCUCGUCCUCGAAUCGUGCGAAUGCAGGAGUGCAUAUCGUGUCUUUAUCUUUAUCGUCGACUGGGGAUUCGAGCGCAAAGAUGUUCUCGUAAAUGAAAUUAUCCCGAGUGUUUUCCAGGGAGACGGAUCGUGCUAACUUCGCUGAGGGACAACGAGACUUUUAGUUAUCAAUCUGUACCUCGUGGACCAUUGAGAAUUAAUCUCUUAAUAGAAAUCUAUAAAAAGGAAAUGUGAUUAAUGAUGCAAAAGAAAAAUUAGUGCGCCAGAUUUAAAGUUGUGAAUGAAUAAUUAUGCAGUUAUGCAGCAUCAUGAAAUUAUUAGAUGAUUGGAGUUUUAAUCAUCAGUAUCUUAUCGUCGCAAAUGAAGAUAGGAUAAAGAUUACGUCCCGCCAAGAGUGAUUGCUAACCGAAUCCUGGCUUAUUAUUAAUUAGCAGUAGAAUCAGUAUAUAAUUAUCGGUAGAAAGGUCCGAGACAGUUUUUUCGCUCACGUUAAUCAAUAUUUCAUCGUCGGAGAUUGAAUAUUUUUUGAAGAUUCAACUUUAAUUUCUCUCUGAAGACUAAACUUGGAUUCUCUUCUUUCUAUCCUUUUGUGCAACUUACAAUGGCAAAGACGGAAAAGAUAGAAAAUGGGAUUUACAAACAAAGCGGAUAUACUAACGAGGCAUUCCAACUGGAUAAUUUCGAUUCUCAUGAAAAUAUUCCACCCGAUUAUAAGACAGCGACGCAUCUUGACAAAGAGCAGGAGCAUUCUAAAAAUUCAGUGGUCAUUGAAGAAACUGAAUGGGGAGGUAGACUGGAAUUUUUAAUGGCUUGUAUAGCCACUUCUGUCGGAUUAGGAAACGUAUGGAGAUUUCCAUUUACCGCAUACGAGAACGGCGGUGGUGCCUUUCUGAUACCUUACAUUAUAAUUUUGAUUCUGGUUGGAAAACCGUUUUACCUUUUGGAAGGAUUGUUGGGACAGUUUACCAGCAGAUCCUGCGUGAAAGCGUGGUACAUGACACCAGCUAUGAAAGGAUUAGGAUAUUCGCAAGCCUUCGCCGCGUUUUGCGUCGUUUCAUACUACUGCGCUCUAAUGGCAUUGACUUUGUAUUACUUGGCAAUGAGCUUCCAGUCUGAAUUGCCGUGGUCGAUCUGUCGUACGGAAUGGCGAAAUUACUGUAUCGAUAUUAAUUCGAACAACAGUAUCCCCGAGACAGGAACUCGUAACGUCACCGUUCAAAGUUCCGCGGAGCUGUACUUCAGAAAAGUAGUGCUGCAGGAAUACGAGUCUAUCGAGAAUGGUAUCGGUAUGCCAUCCUGGCAGCUGGCAAUAUGCCUAUUCCUUAGUUGGGCUUCUGUCUUUGGGGUGCUAUUCCGCGGCGUGAAGAGUACGGGAAAAGCCGCUUAUUUCCUCGCGUUAUUUCCUUAUGUCGUAAUGACGGCUUUGCUGAUUAGAGCCGUCACCCUCGAGGGCGCUAUCAACGGCAUUCUUUUCUUCAUAACGCCAAAAUGGGACGUUCUGUGGCAGCCUACCGUCUGGUACGCCGCUGUCACGCAGUGUUUCUUUUCACUGUCGGUCUGUUUCGGCCCGAUCAUCAACUACUCGUCCUACAACAAUUUCGGACACAGAGUGGACAGAGAUGUAAUGAUAGUGACAACCGUGGAUACGUUCACCAGCUUGAUGGCCGGUUGCACGAUCUUUGGUAUUCUUGGUAACCUGGCUCAUGAGAUGGGCACGACGGAUAUCGCCAAGGUGGUCCGCGGCGGCAUCGGAUUAGCCUUCAUUUCAUAUCCGGACGCUCUGUCGCGCUUUACUUUUGUGCCUCAAUUGUUCGCUGUAAUGUUUUUCAUCAUGCUAUUUGUUCUUGGCGUAGGAAGCGCCGUUGCGUUGUGCGGAGCGGUAUUUAAUGUCUUUAGUGAUCAUUUACCCAAAGUGAGGCUGUGGUUGGUGGUGCUCUGCGUUACCUCCUUUGGCUAUGUCGUCAGCCUUAUUUACAUUACUCCGGGCGGUCAAUGGCUUAUAACAUUGGUCGAUUACUAUGGAGGAACCUUUGUGGCAAUAAUUGUCGGCGUUUUCGAGAUGGUAACUAUCUUUUGGGUGUAUGGUUUAUCAAAUUUCCUCGAUGAUAUGGAAUUUAUGCUCGGUAAGAGACCAAAUUUCUAUUGGCGGAUGUGUUGGCUCUUAAUCACACCCUUGCUCAUGAUUGUUAUACUGAUCUAUACAUGUGCAACUUAUGAGCCGCCUAUGUACGAUGGUAUACGAUUUCCCGAUUAUGCUUAUGGAAUAGGAUGGUUUUUGCUAGUUCUAGGCAUAUCUCCUAUAGCAUGGUGGAUCGGUCAAAAAAUUAUCACAAACAGAACAUCAUCUUUCACUGAAUCUGUCAAAAUGGCAUUUCGACCUGCGCAAAAUAAAUGGGGACCUAAGAAUCCGAAGAUACAUAGGGAAUGGGAAGCGUUUAUAAUGGAGAAAAAAUUAAGAGAUCAAGGCGGUCUAACGAAGAUGUUUUUUAAAUGAAAGAGCCCAGUUCGAUAUUGUGAGCGUGUAUUAUUAAGCAUAAUAUAUUGUAAUAGAAAAAAUAAAUUGCAUUUGUAUUUUAACAUUUUAUUAUUAAAAAAUCACCUUUUUAGAAAAAGACUUCAAAUGCUUGCA
Camponotus floridanus (Florida carpenter ant) is the source of this 2828-nucleotide messenger RNA. Its product is annotated as sodium-dependent nutrient amino acid transporter 1. Gene Ontology annotation, cellular component: membrane. NCBI's taxonomy places the organism in Eukaryota, Metazoa, Arthropoda, Insecta, Hymenoptera, Formicidae. The record is from RefSeq and is a predicted model, not a curated record. The transcript has 10 exons. The coding region runs from base 801 to 2693 and encodes 630 amino acids. Gene Ontology annotation, molecular function: L-amino acid transmembrane transporter activity. Gene Ontology annotation, biological process: sodium ion transmembrane transport.